GAAGAUUGUGUGCACAAUCUUGUCCUCUACUCCUUCGAUAAAUCGAAAUGCGGCUUCCUGACCUACUAUCCGCAGUAACGUUGAACGUUGUAUUAGCGCUGUUCUCAAUGGUUAUGGCUAUUGUGGCACUUGGUCUUCUGGCCUUUGUGCUCGCAAAGGAUGGUUACCUCCACAAAGAUCCACUUUCAAGCAUUCGCGACAAAAUCAAGCGACAAGAAAGCGUUAUGGUCGAUUUCCAAAAUCCAAGCACAGUCCCUGAUCAUUAUCUGCAGCUGAACACAUUGAUGUUUCAGAAGAAGCCAAAGAACAAUCUUAUAACAGAAAUGACACCGGUAGCCAUGUCCGGCAUGCAAAUGAUGUCGACGAUCGGCGAAAAUAACGAUGACGAUGGAAAACUUGCCCCGCUUAACGUUGAAUCAGAGGUAGCAUCAAACAGUGUCGCCUCUUCUGUCCUACGAGCGCAGAGAUCAGUAUCAGAAGAAAAUAUAACAACGCAUUCUCCUUCUUCGUUUGUAACUGACUCCGGUAUUUCCGAUGAAGAAUACUCUUCUGAUACAACUGAAGCGCAUGGAAGUGUGGCACAAGCUUCCACUGAGAGUUCUUCUCAGGAAGGAUCGGGCUAUAUUGUGGAGAAGAGUACAAUAGAACCCCUAGCUCAGAAGAUAAUUGUUGACUUUGAGUGUGGAUCAAACUUUUCUCUCUGUUGAGAUCAUCCCCGCCUGGCCUUAAAUGAUGUACAACUUUUUUUCUAGCGUGCUCCACUAAUUACUCAUUAUCUAACUCUUUGGUGUACGUUGGUGAAUCAACACACGGUGACAUCUUUAUAGCGCAUUAUUAGCUGCUCCCACGGCUAUUAUCAACACCAAUCCUGG
Molecule: messenger RNA, 872 nt
Organism: Cylicocyclus nassatus
Lineage: Eukaryota; Metazoa; Nematoda; Chromadorea; Rhabditida; Strongylidae
Source: the annotation of a GenBank genome assembly